Molecule: messenger RNA, 521 nt
Organism: Anneissia japonica
Lineage: Eukaryota; Metazoa; Echinodermata; Crinoidea; Comatulida; Comatulidae
Product: DNA-directed primase/polymerase protein-like
Exons: 1
Coding region: 16-333 (105 amino acids)
Biological process (GO): replication fork processing; error-prone translesion synthesis; mitochondrial DNA replication
Cellular component (GO): mitochondrial matrix; nucleus
Molecular function (GO): chromatin binding; DNA-directed DNA polymerase activity
Source: RefSeq, a predicted model, not a curated record
AUAUAAUUUUAUAACAUGUUGAUCAUUAUUUUCCUCAGGAUUAUAGCAGAUCUGAAGAAAACAGUGUUUUAUCAGAAGUGUCUUGACCCAGAAUGCCGUGCGAUCAACUACAAGUCACCUGAUCAAGAAAUCCCUCUAGAAGUCCUCCCUUCAUUUGAUGAUUUAGAUGAUGAUGAGCUAAUCAAAGCUGCUGAUAAAUACGAAGCCGCCCAGAGAACAAAGAAAGAGGGGGAUAAUGAUGGGGGAAUUGGAGAUUUUCUUGCAGAUGAUGAAAGUGAUGAGUUUGUUGAAGCUGUUGAUGUUCUAGAGAAAUCAAUUAGUGAAAUUUGUUGAUAGAAUUUCAAAUUGUAAAAUGAGAAUGCUUAUGCUAAAUUUACACUAUAUAAAAAAACCCACUCAAAAAUGUAUUCUAUACUAUAGAAUUUUUAUGAUAUUAGGGGCCUAAAUGAUUUUAUUAUUGUACAAAAAGCAAUAACAAAUUUAUAACUGAGUUUUCAUAAUAAAUUUUGUACAAAUUUCAA